AUGCCUGGAACGUGGUUUCUCCCGCCGGAUUUCACCUUCACCACUGAUGGGCCGCUCCGUCUAGGCAUGGUAAUUCCACACUGGUUCAAGCCGACCACUGUCCUCGCGGCUGUAGGCUCCGGCACGGCAAGCGAUAUCAAGCUGCCAACCACCAAGACUAUCGUCGAACCAAAUCACAUCCACAGCCGCUCAGAAUCGCGGUCCACUAGCCAGAGCCUGUGGUUCAAGUUCGAAGGAACCGCCUCUGCAUCAGCCAGCGCUGACAUCGGGAAGAGUAAUAGCAUCGACUACAGUGAAACAGAUCAUGAAAUUCAGUCUUUCUCCGAUCCGCUGAUGCCAGAGACGGUGACCGCAAUUGCCAAUCUGCCAGCCGUGCGCGCCCAAAUCGACUCCGGCAUGUUUGGCAAGCGCGCCGUCUACAUAGUCUCGGGACUGCGCAUAGCCACGUCAUCAUUUACGGUAGCGAAGGGAAAUUCCUCCAAUUUUACAGUGACAGCCGAGGGGUCCGGGCCGCCCACAGCGACUGUGCCCAUUGAGAUUGGGGGAGAAGUGAAGCACGACGGCCAGAAGAAGGUUACCGACUCGUACGACACGGCACCGGGGAUUGUGUUCGCGUAUCGGCUCAAUGUUAUUCGAACUCGAAGGGCAGGGGUAGAGACAGAGCUAUUUAGCCAUAAGAGCGCGUUCCUGACCGGUGCCGGAGACAAAAGGGAGGAGCCAUUGGUCCUUGUCGAAGCGACGAAAGACGAAAUCGACGAGGACUUGGAGGAAGAGGUCGAGUACGAAAGUGUGGAGAUAGGGGAGGACGAGUUGUGCAUUUAUCUACCAUCAAAGAAAUGA
Molecule: messenger RNA, 840 nt
Organism: Cladophialophora immunda
Lineage: Eukaryota; Fungi; Ascomycota; Eurotiomycetes; Chaetothyriales; Herpotrichiellaceae
Exons: 1
Coding region: 1-840 (279 amino acids)
Source: RefSeq, a predicted model, not a curated record